Molecule: messenger RNA, 4035 nt
Organism: Caenorhabditis auriculariae
Lineage: Eukaryota; Metazoa; Nematoda; Chromadorea; Rhabditida; Rhabditidae
Source: the annotation of a GenBank genome assembly
AUGGAGAACUCCCUGGAGGUCUGGCAUCGCGGUUAGUUUUUUUUUUCUUGAUUUUUUAUUGAGAAUAAAUGAUUUUCUGUUAGAAAAAAAUAAAUCAAAAAUAUUUUUUUCAAAGGAAUUUUAAGGUUAUAAGAUCAAAAAAAUUAACACGCUGUCUCUGUAAUUUUCAAAAAGUUUCAAAAGCAACGGGUACAAAAAAAUUUUUAUUUUUUUGAUUCUGAUGAAACUUCAUCCAGUGUGAUAACCCAUCAUCAGAAAUGCGGUCGCAACUUUUUUUGAGCCAUUUCCUCUUACUGUAGUCGGGUUACGGUAGGCAGGUGGGCGCCUGCGUAUCUAAGUAUUGAAGAGUUUUUUUACUAGGCAAGUGAUAUAUCAAUCGAUAGGUAAUCAAAUUUCAUUAACUUUUAUAGUACAUACUAUCUUGGGUUACUGUAGGAAUUCUCGAGUUACGGUAAUUUUUGUGUUUGGAAAGUCGGUUUUUCGGUCACCCUGGUCGUGGGCAUAGAAUCGCAUCGUAAUUACUCAUAUGGAAUAUGUCUUCUAGUAUGUUCUAAACAAUGGCAAAAAAAAAAGUUCGAAUUUCUAAACCCGUCAUCUCGAGAUUGCACUCCGAACGCGCGCAACUUGGCACUUUGCGGCGAGGGUUGGUCGUGGUUUACGAUUUUUCACAUUUUUCUUCUGUUAAAUAUUGGUGUAAAACUUUUCUAGAUUAUAACUACAGUAUGUUUUGUAACAUUCAAAGGGGUUUGAAGAGAUCUUUACGCUACAUAUUUGGCCGAAACUUCGUUUUGAACUCUAUUUUGGCUUGAAAAAGCGCGAUUCGCUCUGAAAACAUUCGUUUUUAAAAAUUUUCGACAUCCCGCAGUUUCCAAAGCUAUUAAAUAUGUAACUGACAUCUUCUAGGUAACAAUUGAUAUAGUUUUGUUCAACUCUUACCGAACCCGUCCAACUGAAAUUUAGCUUUGAACUUACUAUUUGCCUAAAAAAGCAAUAUUUGCUCUGAAAAAACCGAUUUUUGAAAAUUUCCAACUGUACCGCUGUUUCCAAAGCUAUCAAAUAUGUAGCUGACAUCUUCAAAGUAAACAUUCAUAAGACUUUGCUCGACUUUUAUCGAACCCGUCUAGCCUAAAGCCCCUUUUGAACCCUAUUUUGGCUUCGUCGGUGGGUUUGAUGUUGGAUUUUUUAGUCUCUUUUUGACAGUUACAGAGACAGCGUGUUAACUGGUUUUUGACAUAAUUUAUAACUUUUUUUGAGUCCAAAAACGAUUAUUUUUUUCGAUUUUUUCAUGGAUAUAGUCCCUAAAAAAACUUUAUGGAGAAUCUCUUGGAAUUUUAAAAAAAUUCUAGGUUUCGAUUUUCGAAAGAGAGUAUUGGUUUAUAAUUUUUUUAAUAAUCUGUGAGUUUUUUUGAAGAUCUCUAUAUGAGAAUAAAAAAAUUCAGUUUCUGUUAAAAAGAAAGAAAUGAGGUUUUUCAAGGUUAUGCGAUUGAAAACAUAGUAGUUUCUCGUUUAUAGUAGUUUAUGGUUUCAUUUUUUUGAGAUUAGAGUGGUUUUUUUCGUUUAAAAAUUAUCCUUUUUGUCAAUUUCGCUGAAGAUUUUCCAGCUCUUUGAUGUUCUUUUUUUCAGAUUACAUGAAAAAGAAGAUGGGAAGCGGUUCUUCGCCGCAGGUAACGGGUUUCGAAUAUUUCCACAGAGUCUCAGGUUUCGUUUGAAAGAAAAGAUUUAAAUUUUUUUAUAUUUCGUAUUUUUUUGCACUUGUUGUCUAUUGUAAAAUACAUUUUCAAGAUUUUAAACUGUCUGUUGUGACUUAAAAUAAGGCUUAUUUGUGAAAUUUCUUUGCCUUUUUCCAGAUUUUUGAAGUUUUUUAAAAUGUUUCUGCGACUUUCAGAAAGUUCGUCGGGUGUCGACGAAUGUGGCGAAGGCAGGUUUGUGAUUUUUGGAAAUUGUUAUGAUUAUUUACUUGCUUUUAGUAAAGGCUCAUACCUUGACUUGAUUUAUCUGUUAUUGAUACGAAUAAAUUUCCUGAAUUCCUUGAAAUACGGUAGCCUUUAAGAAAUUCAGGAACUGCGUUUGAAUCUUCAAAAAUUAGAGGUUAUUUUUUUCUCUGAACGCCCUCUCGUUUUCCAGUGCUCUCUAGCUUUUGAAGAUUGGAAGGUACUGGGAAAGUUUUUAGUGGCCACUAUAGAGGCUCGCCAAGGACUACUUGGAGAGGACACUAAAGUGGCCACUAAACCCACCUUUUUAGUUGCCACUAAUUUCCGUUUUAGUGGUCACUUCAGUAGUUUCUCAUCCAUUAUUCCUUCCAGUAACUCUAAUAGUUUCAAAACAAACAGAUUGGACCAGUUACGUUGAUCCAUUGACCCCUAGAGUGGCCACUAAAAUUGUUAGUGGUCUAGUAGUAGCACUUAGACCUCUAUAGUGGCCACUUAUUUUUAACCCCUUAAGUGGCCACGAGUUUUUCUGUCAUCGUGGCCACUAAAACGUCAAAACCCUAUAGUGGCCACCAUUUAAAAUUUUCCCAGUAGGCUUGAAAAUUAUCUGACUCUCCAAAAAUCAGUUAUCUUUUUCUUUUUUGAAUUUCUCGGGAGAAAGAGAGCAAAAGCACUUCAGCCAUGCCAAAAUGGAUGCCGGCUGAUCCGCCGAUACCGUAUCCUCUCGUCAAGACCCAUUACCGGAAAGUCGAGCCGGAGGAACUCGACGGCUUCUUCGCAUCCGUCUAUGACGUCCUCUUGAAGCGACUUUUUCCCGAUGCGCGACAGGCGGUCGAUGAGAAGACCUUCGUCGCCGUCUCCAGAAUGUUCUUCAGAAGACGUGUCGACCACGUCGCUAGCCAGUUUGUCGAUGUCCCCAAGGUAGGAUCGCCGUUUCACGGCUAGCUUGGGACUAAGGGGGCGUGGCCUGUCUGCGCUAUCCACUAACAAGGCGCUAUCGUGUCAGGACCCUUCAUUCGAGCCAGCCGUGGUGCAGCUAUAGGAAGCAGGGUUGUUGCGAAUGUGCUUUUUUGAGAUUAAAGCGAGAAAAAUUGCCCAAAACUGUACAACUGUAGGUCUCGCUGAUGGAGGGCAACUUGAUGGUUCGGCUGGUCAGCGACGUGAUCAACUCCUACGGCGAGAUCAAGGUGUUCGGCGGAUCGAUCAGAGUCGUCCCGGUCAUGGAGACCGUCAAUGGGUGGAACGGCAAGGAGGUGGUUUUAUAGGCAAAAAUUUGAGAUUUUUGCAAGUUUUAUGAACAAAUGGAGGCUAUAGGAAGAACGCAAAAAUUUGUUUUUGGUCUGAAAAAAGUUCGAAAAAUGGUGCGAAAUGGGUCCUUUUACAGAGCAAUUUUUUGUAUUUUCCUCUAAUUUUCGCUUCAUUUUUCAGUUUUUUAUGGAUCUUUUCUGAGUUGUUUUUAUUUAAUGUGCUCCAAGCCGUAUUAUUUUAUUCCUUUUUUCAUUUUUCAUUCUAGUGGCCAUUUAAGAGGCUCCCCAAAGGCUACCUGGAGAGGACACUAAAGUGGCCACAAAAACGACCUCUUUAAAAACAACUGUCUUGCGUUUCAUUGGCCACAGAAGUAGUUUUAGUGACAAAGUAGUAACACUCCUGAAAGACUCCUCAAGAGGCCACUAAAUUCUAGUCACUUAAGGGGUCACUAAAGCCCCAGAAUCCACCAUUUUGCCUCUUAGUGGCCACUAAAAAGUAGCCUAGUAGUACCGUUCAAACUCCUAAAGCGGUCACUAAACUUAAGCCACUAUAGUGGCCACUAAACCGUCAAAACCCUGCAGUGGUCACCAAACAUUUCCAGGAAAUUCCCCUGAAAGUGACGCAGAAGAUGCUCGCCGACUACAACGAGUUCACCCACAAGUGUUUCUCGAGACGCGUCAGCAACCUCGGAAGACUCGCCAGAAAUGUCUCCGGCACCUGCGCCUACAUCCUCAACGUCAGAAAGUCGGUGGGAGACGAGCCCGCGACUCGGAACGACGAGAUCGUCCAUGUCCGGUCCCAGGUCUCGGAACUCACCAAAAUCGACGUCGCCCACGCCGCCCUGAUGGCCAACUCCUAG